AUGUUUCAAAAAUCAUUGCUGAAUAUUCUCGGAAUUUCUUUUGUAUUGACAAGUCUUGCCUUGAUGGCUUCGGCAAGUGACGAUUCGACAUCAUCGUCUGGUGCAAGUGUCAAAGUAGUUUAUGUGGAGAAAGAUGGAAGCACAAGAGUCGAAGAUUAUGACUAUUUGUUCAGCUCUGCUUUUACUCAACUCAUUUGUCACUUGGUGGCUUUUAUUUUACCAGCAUAUGCAUCAUUCAAGGCUAUUAGAUCACCACAAUCCAAUGAUGACAAGCAAUGGUUAAUUUAUUGGAUUAUUUAUGCUCUCAUUCACGUGUUUGAGUAUUACUUGUUGGUAGUUGUUGUCUUCAUUCCAUUUUAUUGGGAAAUUAAAUUCUUUUUCGUAAUUUGGCUUAUUGCACCACAAACAAGAGGUGCCACAUUCCUUUAUACGAAAUAUGUGGAACCAUUCCUUAAUAAGCAUGAAAAACAAAUUGAUGAACAAGUGUCCAGCGUUCAAAAGAGAGCCAGCGUUGCAGUUCAAGGUUUGGCAAAGCAAGUUGUACACUCAGUCAUCAAUGGAACCUUUGAGGAAAAGUAG
Messenger RNA from Naegleria lovaniensis, 579 nucleotides. RefSeq lists its product as uncharacterized. The transcript has 4 exons. The coding region runs from base 1 to 579 and encodes 192 amino acids. The record is from RefSeq and is a predicted model, not a curated record. Lineage: Eukaryota; Heterolobosea; Eutetramitea; Acrasida; Naegleriidae.